AGCUUUGCUACUGUGGCGCAGCAGCGCUGGCGGCGUGCGCAGUGAUUCCGUAUGUGUGUGUGAUCGUGUCCUCCACUUGGCCCGUGGUGCGUCGGCGCUGAGCUGCUGUAUCUGCGAACCCCCCCGAGAAACCCGCCGGCGGAGCCUGUGACUUGUUUUUCGUGCCGUUGGUGUGCCGUUUGUUCGCGAGCUGGCCACACAUACCCGACGUGGACGACCUUUCGAACCUACCUAAGGAUGUAGACUGCCUCAGGAUUAAGAAGACGAAAGGACAAACACACCGUCGUCGUCGUCGAGCCGGAUUUAGAUGCCCUCUCUGCUCUGGGACCCGGGGAACCGUUCGGACAUCGGCUGGAGACGCAGACGCGUCCACUCGAAAGCCGAGGCAAGCUGCUGCCCUCGGGUGAUGCUUCUGGCGCCGCGAUGGCCCUGUUGACGAUGCCCGUGAAGACCGCCAGCGUGCCCAAGAUUGCCUCCCCACCCGCCUGCGCCAUGGAGAGUUCGAGCAGCCGCAUGCAGCGCAACUUUGCCGAGAAGCAGCGGCGGGACAAGCUGAACAGCUACAUCAGCGAGCUGGCCAACAUCGUGCCCAUGGUGUCCAUGGCCUCCAAGCGCCUGGACAAGACCAGCAUCCUUCGGCUGAGCGCGGCACACCUGCGCUUCUACCAGACGCCGCUUGCCGCCGGCGAACGAAACAAGGUGACCAAGCCGACGAAAUGGCGGCCAAAGUUCUUCAACCCGGACCACCUCAAGGAUCUCCUCGAAGUCGUAGACGGCUUCGUGCUUGUCACCUCGACCACCGGCAAGAUCAUCUACAUCUCGCCGUCUGUUGAGCGUUACCUGGGCCACCAAAACAUCGAGAUGAUCGGUCACUCUAUCUUCACGUUCCUGCACUCCGCGGACGUCCAGACGGUCCACGACUGCUUCGAGUCUCUGUCGCGGAGUCCUCUGCAGCGCAGGGGAGACUGGAUGAGCUCGGAGCGGUGCUCUUUCUUCUGCCGCAUCCGCGAGCGGAGCCAGCCACGCUCCGAGGUGCUCACAUACCAGGUGAUACAGGUGGUUGGCCACUUGACUGGCCCAGCAUCCGCCGGGAUGCCCUGCGACGGUUCUGGAGACAGCCCUGGCUACCUGUUCAAGACGUUUGUGCGGCUUGUCAACACCAACCCCUACAAGGAGCUCUCACUCGGGGAAGCUGUCCAGGACGAGUACGUCACGCGGCACAAGCUCGACGGCACCAUCAUAUUCGCCGAUCACAGACUGUCCACGCUGACGGGCCACCUGCCUCACGAGGUCCAGGGCAUCUCGGCGCACCAGUACCUCCACCCGAGCGACAUGGCCAUCGCCAUGUUUGCCCAGAAGCAGAUGAUGGCCAGCAACUCCGGCAAGGGAGUGGUAGUCUACCGCCUGAAAAGGAGGGACGAGUCCUUCAUCUUUCUGCGGUCUUCGGGAUACCUGCAGUAUGACCAAGCCACGAUGCAGAUGGACCACUUUGUGUGCAUCAACACGCUGAUGACGGAGGAGGACGGCCAGCGCGAGCUGCGCACCUUCUUCGAGCGCUUCUCCCCACACAUCACUGACAUGACAGUCCAGCAGCUGGGCGACUUCUUCGCCUCCUACACCCUGCACCGGUCCCAGAGGGCCUUGGGCAGUGGCGGUUUCGCGGAGGCGGCCAGCGCCGCCGCCAGGGACCCGCUGUCCCUCUCCCGGCUCGUCGAGCCCAACUUGUUCCUCGGAUCGGACUGCCUGGUCAAGAUCAAGCGGGAACCCCACGACCUCCGCAGCGACGCGCUCCUGCACGCCGGCGAAGACGCGGGUCCCUGGCCCAGCGAUGGACGCCGAACAUCAUACCAACCGGAGGAAUAUGGUUCCGAAGAUACGCAGUGAUCCAAGAGCGAUCGUCGGGUUGUGUACAGAUGUGCUUUCGAACGGACAGAGAAACGCUGCCGGGGACAUCGUCACCUCGAGUGCCGCACCAUUGUUUCACCGGCGCUUCGACGGCGCACCCAUUGUGCCACGGACCAUACAUCAGCAACCCAAUGGCACUUCAUUGGCAACAUCGGCAAUUCAUUGACAUUUCGAUGGCACUUCAUUGGCACAUUCAGAUUGGCAUCAAUGGUAAUUGAUCAGUGUAAUUUGCAAUUGAUUGAUGCCACUGCGAUUCAUUGGUGCCUGCUUCGGUUCAUUAGUGCCAGCCGCAAUUCUUCGGUGACCUUGGCGUCUCGUCGGCACCAUCUUCAGAACUCUCCCGCAAUGCUCCGUUUGCAAGUGUGGUAGACAGACUAUGACUGAUAGCCAGUGCAAUAUGUGGUGCAGUGCAGUCCAUGAAGGGGACCAAACAAACGAAAAACGGUGGGCAGAGAAAAAAAAAAAUUGAAACAAAAAGAAAAUGUGCCCAAGUGGUGAAAAGACUUAACUCGGGAGAAAAGAAAUGUGGCCAUACUUUCAACUGAUUCAUAGUUCCGUCAUCUUAAUGGCCCUUGGAAACAAUAGGAAAAGAGAGAGGUCGCCGCGACGGAGGGCAGAGAGGCGCGAGAUACAAAGAGAUAUUUUUGCGUUGCAGAGUUUCUCUCGCUUUUCUCUCUGCCCUCUCGUUUCGAGAUUAUCAUUCUUUUUCGCGAAUCUCUCGUUUUUCUUUGCAAACAAAAGAAAAAAACAGGUUUUUCAGUUGUUUUUCUUUUAUGUGAAAUGUUCUAGUCUUUUAAUUGUAUGUGAGGGGGAGGGGAGCAGUUAAAGGCGUCUUAACCACAGGAACACGCCGCGUCUCGUGCAAUCAUCGUGGAGAUUAGGAAGCCAGUAGAGUAGCAUCGUGAGAGAGCUAUUUUCAUAACGCAUCGGUCUUUCCUGCCGUACAAGGCGUAUCAAAUCCCGUUGCCCACUGCUCAAGGGCCGCACGGCAUUUGCCGAUGUCGGAACGUGGGUAGUGUCCCUUCGGAACCGUGGAAGCUCAGAAAUCAGCACUCCAUAGUAUAGUUGUUGUUGUUGCAUUUACCAAGGAUCUCUAGCUUUUUUGUUAUUGUUUUACUGAUUUUGGGGUUGGCAGGGCGAGGAGGGUCUGUGUUUUUGCUUUAGUCUUCUGCACAACCGGGUCUGACUGGCACGGUUGUGCAGCUAAGCGUCGUUAGAAGUCAGGCGGGUUGAAUGCGCCUUACACCUCUUCUCGGCCGAAAACGACAACCUUCCGGGAACAAAUCCAGUGCUGAAGUGAUAAAAAAAAAAAGACAAACAAACAGAAACAGCCUCUCCCCCUGACCACAGUUCAAUUCUCCCUGCUGUAAAAACAAGAAGAAAAAAUGUAUAUGUGUGAAGAUAUAUUUAAUAUACACGUCAGUUAAUGUGCAAUUUUCGAGAGUGUGUACAUUGUGGAUGAAUGCGGUUGCGAGUGGGAAUGUGUGCGUGUUUUGUGCCUGGAGACAGGUGAUACUAUUCUUCACUUAAAAAUGAAAGUUGUCUGUCACGUUAAAAAAAAAAAAUUUCCCCAGGUUUAUUUUUUUAUCGACCCAAAGUCGGGAACGGAUUGGCAUUGUUUUGUGCGGGCGUCGACCCGUAUUGUCUGCAGCAAAGGGAACCUUUGAAAUGUUUCUUUGUGGGUUGUAUCGGAUCGGCUACCGUGACUUUGUCAGGCAAUCACUUAAGGAGCUAGGAGAAAACAAAUACAGAGGAGCACAUGGUUGCCGGUUGAGGCUGGUAUGCCGGGUUGGGCGGUAUGCCGGCCUGGGGCCGGUUAGCCGGCUUAGAACUGGCUUGGGGCCGGUUAGCCAACUUGGGGCCAGUCACCCAGCUUAGAGGAGGCUUGGGGCCAGUUAGCCGGCUUUUGGCCAUUUAGAUGGCUCCGGGUCGGAUCGGGGCAGGUACGCCGGGGGAGAUGCAAAGCAGCCUUUGUCUUUCAAAAACUCGUCAAGGCGUCCUGGACGUAGCCAAAGGUAACAAACCAGAGACUGCCGAGAACAGCACCCCAAUAGCCGCGCUUACAAGAAACCUCCCGGGCAACGUGCGGUUAGGGUAGGGGUUAGCUAACCGUAUCAUCUCCGCACGCUGCCGUCAUUGUAGAGUAGAGUUGGGAGAGGGUGACGGUUGCAGACUUUAAAGGUAUAAACUACUUAGGUCGGCAUGUUGAGCGUUCCCGGUUCCCUCUCAAAACGUUGUUGCGAAAACCGCGUCAAGGAUUCCGCGAAAUGCUUUGGUUGUCUUGUUUGAGCCUUCCGUCGAGAGCUCCGCUACCACCGCAUUGUGCCGUGUGUGUAUAGUUGAUAACACCCAGAGAAAAGACACUGUGCAGACCCUUGUUUUGUGAUAAUAAUAAUUAUGUUGUAUAGUUCGAAGCUAUUUUUUUUUUGCAUUGUCUUGUUGGUUUUCUCCUUGUUUUGGAUGUUUCCAGUUAAAUACAUCAGAUUCACACCGUUA
Messenger RNA from Ixodes scapularis (black-legged tick), 4401 nucleotides. RefSeq names its product aryl hydrocarbon receptor nuclear translocator-like protein 1. The record is from RefSeq and is a predicted model, not a curated record. Bases 424 to 1884 code for a protein of 486 amino acids. Gene Ontology annotation, cellular component: cytoplasm; nucleus; transcription regulator complex. Gene Ontology annotation, molecular function: RNA polymerase II cis-regulatory region sequence-specific DNA binding; protein dimerization activity; DNA-binding transcription factor activity, RNA polymerase II-specific. The transcript is spliced from 10 exons. Gene Ontology annotation, biological process: regulation of transcription by RNA polymerase II. Lineage: Eukaryota; Metazoa; Arthropoda; Arachnida; Ixodida; Ixodidae.